AUGCGCCUCGCCGCCGCGGGCGUCGCGUGCAUCGUGGCGCCUCUGACGCUGCUGCUCCUCGCGCCUCUGACGCUGCUGCUGCUGCCGAUUCUGGUGCCGCUCGGCCUGCUGCUGACCGCCGUGGGAGUCGCCCGCGCCGGCAUCGUCGUCUCGAUGGACGGGUCGAGGCAGCGCGCGCGCUCGCCGCGCUCGCCAGCCGACCGGUCGGGUCCGCAGGCGGAGGCAGCCUCGCGCUCGGAAGAGGCGUGUGCGACGCCGUCGUCCCGUCGCAAGCGGCGCGCGUCGUGGGGCUCGAGCAGCCGCGAGGGUCUGCCGCUCGACCGGCGCGCCUCGAGCGCCCAGGACCGGCCGUAUCUCCCCAUAUCUCCCCAUAUCUCCCCAUAUCUCCCCAUAUCUCCCCAUAAUUCGAGCGCCCAGGAUCGGCCGCCCGAACUGUCCCCGAACCUUCCGACGGCGAUCGCUCUCUCAGCCGCCUCUGUCCCUGUCCCUGUCGAGCUUCAGUCGUGGGUUGGCGCGAACCCGAACCUCAAGCCGUACUGCACGGGCCGGAUCGGGCGCGCGCGAUGCGCCGCUUCUCCUACCUCCUCGUCCCCGGCCAACCUCACAAAGAGAGUGGUACCCGCUCUGCAUGGCGACGUGGCGCGCGUCGUGCUGCUCGGCCACUCCAAGGGGGCGGUCGACGCCGCCGCCGCCCUCUCCCUCUUCCCCGAGCUGCGGGGCCGCGUGGCGGCGCUCGUCUCGGUGCAGGGCCCGCACGGCGGCUCCGCGAUCGCGCACGACCUCGCAAACACGCAAGUCAAGUACCUCUCGGGCGGGGAGCUGCAGCGCGUCGCGCUCGUGCUCGCGCUCGGCGCGCCGAGAGCGCGCCUGUGGCUGGCGGCCACGUCCCUCGCCCUCACAGCCUCGCGGUCUCCCGCCGUGGCCGCGCCGCCGCUGCCGCCGCCGCUGCCGCCGCCGCCCUCGCCGCCACCCGCAUUGGCAGCCGGCACCGACCCGGGCCUCGCGCGGGCAGGGGCGGGCGAGCCCGUAGAGACGGGAGCGGCCGCUGCCGCGGACGCCGACGCAGGCGACGCUUCAGCCAAGCGAUAG
Molecule: messenger RNA, 1089 nt
Organism: Emiliania huxleyi CCMP1516
Lineage: Eukaryota; Haptophyta; Isochrysidales; Noelaerhabdaceae
Exons: 7
Coding region: 1-1089 (362 amino acids)
Source: RefSeq, a predicted model, not a curated record